Messenger RNA from Fusarium pseudograminearum CS3096, 1626 nucleotides. RefSeq lists its product as uncharacterized. The coding region runs from base 1 to 1626 and encodes 541 amino acids. NCBI's taxonomy places the organism in Eukaryota, Fungi, Ascomycota, Sordariomycetes, Hypocreales, Nectriaceae. The transcript is spliced from 2 exons. The record is from RefSeq and is a predicted model, not a curated record.
AUGGGCAGCAUCAACUCAGAUUCUCUCACUAUCCCUCUGCCCCAGGGCAAACUCGUCGGCGUCAAGCUCAGCGACUCACUACCCCAACCUGUAGAUGCUUGGCUCGGCGUUCGCUACGCUCUUCCACCAACAGGCGAUCGUCGCUUCAGUCUUCCUGUCAAAGUUGCAUCAUCACCAGACACGGUAAUUGACGCAUCCAAAUAUGGCCCUGCAGGACCUGGCAAGGCGCUUCUCCCAGGGCCCAAGCUGGACCAAAGCGAAGAUUGCUUGACAGCGAAUAUCUUUCGCAAGACUUCCGAUAAACAUGAGAAGUUGCCUGUUGCGCUGUAUAUCCAUGGUGGUGCGUUCAACAGAGGUUCAGCGAUGAUGCACAAGACGGCAUCGAUGGUGGCCAAUGCCCCUGAUGCGUUCAUCGCCGUAAGCUUCAAUUACCGUAUUGGAGCUUUGGGAUUCUUACCUUCAGGUUUGAGCGCCAAGGAGGGUGCUUUAAAUCUGGGAUUGAAGGAUCAGAUUCUCAUGAUGGAGUGGGUGCAGGAAAAUAUCGAGGCCUUUGGUGGUGAUCCCAGCAAUGUCACAUUGUUUGGUCUGUCAGCCGGAGCUCACUCUAUCGGACAUCACAUCAUGCAUUAUAAGGAAGGAGUUGCACCCCUGUUUCACAAAGCCAUUAUCGAGUCUGGAGCUCCCACGUCGCGAGCUGUGAGACCAUUCGAUGCGCCUAUCCACGAAGCCCAGUUCAAAGACUUCCUUCGUGAGGUUGGCGUACCUGAAGAUCUCCCAGAGAACGAGAUUUUCCCCUACCUCCGCAAGCAGCCCGAAAAGGUCAUCACUGAUGCUCAAACCGCCACCUUUGACAAGUACAACCCUUCACUUCGCUGGGCAUUCCAGCCCGUUAUCGACGGCGAAAUCAUUGCCCGUCCGCCUCUAGAGACAUGGAGACAAGGAAAAUGGCACAAGGUGCCCAUCAUGACUGGUUUCACGACAAACGAAGGAUCACUCUAUGUUGACAAGACCAUGUCAAAAUCAUCCGAGUUCAGAUACUUCUGGGCUGAGUUACUACCUUUGCUCACCUCAGAAGACCUUGACACCAUUGAGGAGUUGUACAAAGACCCAGCAAAGUUCGAAGACUCAGAGUACAAGGAGACACGGAAGGAUAUGGGCGCUCAGUACAAGCGAAUUGAAGCUGCAUACGCCCACUACGCCUACGUUGCCCCUGCCCGUCAAACAGCCGAACUGGCCUCCCCAUCCGUCCCCGUGUAUCUCUACCACUGGGCCGCUCAGAGCACCGUUAACAACGGUGCUCAACACGCUGAUAACAUGCGCUACGAAGUGUGCGACCCUAAUGUCUUGAAAGUGUCAUCUACCCAGAAAGAUUUGGCCAAGACACUAAACCACUACAUUACCAGCUUUAUCACAAAGGGCGACCCGAAUGCGGUUGCUGGUGAGUAUCCUUCAAGGCCUAAGUGGGAAGCUUAUGAUGUCAAAGAUCCCAAGGUAUUGAGAUUUGGUGAUGGGAAUGAGGAGUUGAUUGGCGGUGAUGUUGGCAAGACGGCUGUGUUUGAUAACGAUGAAUGGGGACGAAAACAGUCCAAGUUCUGGUGGAGUAAGGUUGAUAUCUCGCAGCAGUGA